This is a messenger RNA of Aethina tumida (small hive beetle), 966 nucleotides long. It is a transcript of the gene Fer2LCH, whose product is annotated as ferritin light chain, oocyte isoform. Gene Ontology annotation, biological process: iron ion transport; intracellular iron ion homeostasis. Lineage: Eukaryota; Metazoa; Arthropoda; Insecta; Coleoptera; Nitidulidae. The record is from RefSeq and is a predicted model, not a curated record. Gene Ontology annotation, molecular function: ferrous iron binding; ferric iron binding. Bases 1 to 831 code for a protein of 276 amino acids. Gene Ontology annotation, cellular component: cytoplasm. The transcript is spliced from 4 exons.
AUGAGCAGUUUCUUUGUUUUUCAAGUGGUCCACCAGCGCGUCUCGCACCGCGCAUCGAGAAUAAGGGUCAAAGUCGCAUCGAGCUGCGUUGUUCAUAAAGAAAACAGCUUGAUAUCCCUAUUUUAUGUUAUUCGUGAUUUCGCUGGCGAGAUACCAGGGAUCAUGAAAGCCUUCAUUGUAUUUGCCGGUUUAAUCCUCGCUGCUGUUGCAGCCGAAGACCAAUGCUACAAGGACGUAAGCAGGGCUUGCAAACCACCUUCAAGCAAAGCAUCAAUCAGUGCCAUGAAAUGUGACGCCAAAUACGGCGCAAUCGAAAAUGUCCUGGGAGAGCUCCAAAACUACGUGAACGACCACAUUGAACAAUCGAUGGAAUACCUCCUCAUGUCCACUCACUACGCCAACUACGAAAAGAGCCGCGCUGGUUUUGAGAAGUUCUUCCGUGAACUAUCCGAUGACAAGUGGAACACUGCGAUCGAUCUGAUCAAAUACAUAACGAAACGCGGUGGUGAAAUGAGAUUCGUCAAAGACGAGAACGAAGUCGAACAAAACGGCGUCUAUGAAUUGUACGAGCUCGAGGCAAUGGCUAAAUCUUUGGAUAUGGAGAAGACGCUGGCCAAGAAGGCUCAGGACAUCCACGGCCUGGCCACCAAGAGGAGGGACGAGUUCCACGAUCCAGAAAUCUCAUCGCACAUCGAGGAGAAGUUCUCCCACAAGCAGGCCAACACCAUCCGCACCAUUUCCGGUCACGUUUCUGAUCUUACCAAGUUGCUCAGCGACCAAGACAGCUCUUUGUCGCUCUUCUUCUUUGAUCAGUAUCUUCAGAAACUGUAAUUCCUUCGUAGUUUUUUCCAGUACCCAUUUAUUCAAUUUUUUGUGAUAAACUUAUUGUAACAUUGUUAAUGUAAUAUUAUUUUGUAAAACCGUUUAAUUGAAGCUGUUUAAUAAAAGUUAUUUUCAACAAUUAAA